ACGUGUCGGAGGGCCGCAGCGUGGCGGCGGCCGUGUCUGUAGCGACGGCAGGCCGUAGGGCAGUCCGAAGGUUUCCGGUUCCGGUGUAACGUUCGGGCUCCGUCUCAGGGGCUGAAGUUUGUGAGGUGUAGUGUUGAGUCCUCUUUGAGUUGUCAUUCUCCUUUCCUGGGAAAAUGGCACUGUCUAAGAGGGAGCUGGAUGAGCUGAAACCAUGGAUAGAGAAGACAGUGAAGAGGGUACUGGGUUUCUCAGAGCCCACAGUGGUCACAGCAGCGUUGAACUGUGUGGGGAAGGGCAUGGACAAGAAAAAGGCAGCUGACCAUUUGAAACCUUUUCUUGAUGACUCUACACUCCGAUUCGUGGAUAAACUGUUUGAAGCUGUAGAGGAAGGCCGAAGCUCCAGGCACUCCAAGUCUAGCAGUGACAGGAGCAGAAAACGAGAGCUAAAGGAGUUCCAGGAAGCGCUCGCCCCUGGCCGAGGAUAUGUCCUUGCAAAACACGAGCCCUCCUAGUGAAGAGGGGAUGUCACCCAAAGCCUACCACCGGAGGUGUUCGGUGAUGACUCUGAAAUUUCCAAGGAAUCAUCAGGAGUAAAGAAACGACGAAUACCCCGUUUUGAGGAGGUAGAAGAAGAGCCAGAGGUGAUCCCUGGGCCUCCAUCUGAGAGCCCUGGCAUGCUGACUAAGCUCCAGAUUAAACAGAUGAUGGAGGCAGCAACACGACAAAUUGAAGAAAGGAAAAAACAGCUGAGCUUCAUUAGCCCACCUGCAGCUCAGCCAAAGACACCUUCUUCAUCACAGCCAGAGCGACUUCCAAUAGGCAACACUAUUCAGCCUUCCCAGGCUGCCACUUUCAUGAAUGAUGCCAUUGAGAAGGCAAGGAAAGCAGCUGAACUACAAGCCCGAAUUCAGGCCCAACUGGCACUGAAGCCAGGCCUCAUUGGCAAUGCCAACAUGGUGGGCCUAGCUAAUCUCCAUGCAAUGGGCAUUGCUCCCCCGAAAGUGGAGUUAAAAGAUCAAACGAAACCUACACCACUGAUCCUAGAUGAGCAAGGGCGCACUGUAGAUGCGACAGGCAAGGAGGUGGAGCUGACACAUCGCAUGCCUACGCUGAAAGCCAACAUCCGUGCUGUGAAAAGGGAGCAGUUCAAGCAACAGCUCAAAGAAAAACCAUCGGAAGACAUGGAAUCUAAUACUUUUUUUGAUCCCCGUGUCUCAAUUGCUCCUUCACAGCGCCAGAGACGCACUUUUAAAUUUCAUGACAAGGGUAAAUUUGAGAAGAUUGCUCAACGAUUACGGACAAAGGCUCAAUUGGAGAAGCUGCAGGCAGAGAUUUCACAGGCUGCUCGAAAAACAGGCAUUCAUGCUUCAACUAGGCUUGCUCUCAUUGCUCCAAAGAAAGAGCUAAAGGAAGGAGACAUCCCAGAAAUUGAGUGGUGGGACUCUUACAUCAUACCUAAUGGCUUUGACCUUACAGAGGAAAAUCCCAAAAGAGAAGAUUAUUUUGGAAUUACGAAUCUUGUUGAACAUCCAGCCCAGCUCAAUCCUCCAGUUGACAAUGACACACCAGUUACUCUGGGGGUUUAUCUUACCAAGAAGGAACAGAAGAAGCUUCGGAGACAGACACGGAGGGAAGCACAGAAGGAACUACAAGAAAAAGUCAGGCUAGGCCUGAUGCCUCCCCCAGAACCCAAAGUGAGAAUUUCCAAUUUGAUGCGAGUAUUAGGAACAGAAGCUGUUCAAGACCCCACGAAGGUAGAAGCCCAUGUCAGAGCUCAGAUGGCCAAAAGACAGAAAGCUCAUGAAGAGGCCAACGCUGCCAGAAAACUUACAGCAGAACAGAGAAAGGUCAAGAAAAUUAAAAAGCUUAAAGAAGACAUUUCACAGGGGGUACACAUUUCUGUAUAUAGAGUUCGAAAUUUGAGCAACCCAGCCAAGAAGUUCAAGAUUGAGGCCAAUGCUGGGCAGCUGUACCUGACAGGGGUGGUGGUACUGCACAAGGAUGUCAACGUGGUAGUAGUGGAAGGGGGCCCCAAGGCCCAGAAGAAAUUUAAGCGUCUUAUGCUGCAUCGGAUAAAGUGGGACGAACAGACAUCUAACACGAAGGGAGAUGAUGAUGAGGAAUCUGAUGAGGAAGCUGUGAAGAAAACUAACAAAUGUGUACUAGUCUGGGAGGGUACAGCCAAAGACCGGAGCUUUGGAGAGAUGAAGUUUAAACAGUGCCCUACAGAGAACAUGGCUCGUGAGCAUUUCAAAAAGCAUGGGGCCGAGCACUACUGGGACCUUGCACUGAGCGAAUCUGUGUUGGAGUCCGCUGACUGAGACCGCUGCAGGCCCUGGCCUCCCCCUUGCCUUUCUUCAGUCCUCUCCCUGUUCUUCAUGACCCACUUCAACUUGGCUGUGUGAUCACAGACCUGUGCCAAGCAGGUCUGGGGCAAAGGGAGAUACCUUUGCUCCCCCCCCAGUCAGCUUGGUACUUUCCUUUAUUCCCUUAUGUGCAUAUGAUUAAAGAGUUAUUUUUAAGAUUGGUAUCAUAUUUUUUACAUGUUCAUA
Messenger RNA from Octodon degus (degu), 2552 nucleotides. It is a transcript of the gene Prpf3, whose product is annotated as pre-mRNA processing factor 3. The transcript has 17 exons. Lineage: Eukaryota; Metazoa; Chordata; Mammalia; Rodentia; Octodontidae. Gene Ontology annotation, cellular component: U4/U6 x U5 tri-snRNP complex. The record is from RefSeq and is a predicted model, not a curated record. Bases 675 to 2321 code for a protein of 548 amino acids. Gene Ontology annotation, biological process: mRNA splicing, via spliceosome.